AUGGAAGGAGGCACUAGGCUGCAGCCCCAGGCGGGAGAGCAGCUGGAGGCCAGCGCCAGAGUAGGAGCGGUCCAAGAGAAGUGCGAACCCGAGACCUUUAGGUCCAAGAGUUUACCCGCCCUGAACAGCGCCUCCUGCAGGCCAGACCUGAAUCCCGCCGGAGAAGACUCCAAGCCCGCCUCUGGCCGUCAGGAGUUGAAGCCAGGCCCUGGCCCGCGGACUCCCAGCCCCUCCGCCCCGUCUACUUCGGCAGAGAUGGCAGGGCUGGUGGAAAGCCACCACAGGGUGGAAAUCGGCAAACCCAUAUCGGUGUCCUCCACUUUGGCCAUGCUCCAGGGCAGAAGGUGCCUCUAUGUGGUCCUCACCGAUUCCCGUUGUUUCCUGGUUUGCAUGUGCUUUCUGACCUUCAUCCAGUCGUUAAUGGUCUCCGGGUACCUGAGCAGUGUCAUCACCACCAUCGAAAGGCGCUACAGUCUGAAGAGUUCCGAGUCAGGGCUGCUGGUCAGCUGCUUUGACAUCGGGAGCCUGGUGGUGGUAGUGUUUGUCAGCUACUUUGGCGGCCGGGGGCGGCGGCCCCUGUGGCUGGCCGUGGGGGGACUCCUCAUCGCCCUGGGGGCCGCCCUCUUCGCUUUACCUCACUUCAUCUCGCCCCCCUACCAGAUCCAAGAGCUGAACGCCUCGGCGGCCAACUACGGCCUGUGUCAGAAUGGCAACUCCUCGGCCACGGCGGAGCCUCCCACCUGCCUCAAGGACUCGGGGGGAAACAGUCACUGGGUCUACGUGGCUUUAUUCGUUUGCGCGCAGAUUCUCAUUGGAAUGGGCUCCACACCUAUUUAUACCCUGGGACCAACCUACUUAGACGACAAUGUCAAGAAAGAAAAUGCAUCCUUGUACCUAGCCAUCAUGUAUGUCAUGGGAGCACUUGGUCCUGCAGUGGGAUAUUUAUUAGGUGGACUUCUUAUUGGUUUUUACGUUGAUCCCAGAAGUCCCGUUCACCUUAAUCAGGAUGACCCUCGUUUCAUUGGAAACUGGUGGAGUGGAUUCCUCCUUUGUGCCAUUGCAAUGUUUCUUGUGAUAUUCCCAAUGUUUACUUUUCCAAAAAAGCUUCCUCCUCGACACAAGAAAAAGAGAAAGAAAAAAUACUCUGCUGAUGUUGCUGGUGACGAUGACGUUAUGAAGGAGAAACCAAACAAUUGUGAAGAAGUGGACAAAAAAGUUUCUUCUAUAGGAUUUGGAAAGGAUGUCAGAGGCGUCAUCAUUGUACCCAGUGCCGGUGUUGGGAUUGUCCUUGGAGGCUACAUCAUAAAAAAAUUGAAACUUGGUGCAAGGGAAUCUGCAAAACUAGCGAUGAUCUGCAGUGGUGUGUCUUUACUCUGCUUUUCAACCCUGUUUAUUGUUGGAUGUGAAAGUAUCAAUCUAGGUGGCAUAAACAUCCCGUAUACAACAGGACCUUCUCUGACCAUGCCUCAUAGGAAUCUGACAGGAAGCUGCAAUGUGAAUUGUGGUUGUAAAAUACACGAGUAUGAGCCAGUGUGUGGAUCGGAUGGAAUUACAUACUUUAACCCUUGUCUGGCUGGCUGUGUUAAUAGUGGUAACAUGAGCACCGGGAUACGGAAUUACACAGAGUGCACCUGUGUCCAAAGCCGCCAAGUGAUCACGCCUCCCACAGUGGGGCAGCGCAGCCAGCUCCGCGUGGUUAUUGUCAAAACGUAUCUCAAUGAGAACGGCUACGCUGUGUCUGGGAAGUGUAAACGGAGCUGUAACACCCUCAUUCCGUUCUUAGCUUUUCUGUUCAUAGUGACCUUCAUCACAGCAUGUGCCCAGCCAUCAGCCAUCAUAGUAACUCUCAGGUCCGUAGAAGAUGAAGAGAGACCUUUUGCCCUGGGAAUGCAGUUUGUUUUAUUGCGAACACUUGCGUACAUUCCUACUCCAAUCUACUUUGGAGCAGUCAUCGACACCACCUGCAUGCUCUGGCAACAGGAGUGUGGCGUGCAGGGCUCUUGCUGGGAGUACGAUGUCACAUCAUUUCGUUUUGUCUAUUUUGGUUUGGCAGCCGGCCUCAAAUUUGUUGGCUUCAUUUUUAUUUUUUUGGCCUGGUACUCCAUUAAAUACAAGGAGGAAGAGCUACAGAGGCAGAGGUGGAGAGAAUUCCCUCUGAGUACUGUGAGUGAGACGGUGGGCCCCAGCGACAGUGCGGAUAAGUCUGUCCGGACUAGAUCUUGCCCAGCUUUCAGCACCCAGGGAGAAUUCCACGAAGAGACUGGUCUGCAAAAAGGGAUCCAGUACACAGCACAGACCUAUCCGGGGCCCUUCCUAGAAGCAAUAAGUUCCUCCCCAGACCAGGGGCUGGAAGAAAGCCCUGCUGCCAUGUAGCCUCCCUUCUGAAGCUUGAAAAUGGAAGACUUUUGUUGGUUGAGUUGAAUAUGGUGACUUGAGAAACACCCGUGCCUUCUUUUCUUUCUUUCUUUUUUUAACCUCUAAAGACACAAUCCUCAAACCAACAAAACUCAGUAUACACAGCCACUGUUGAUUGAGGGCUGGAUACCUCAACAAGACUGAGCCUUUCCCCUCUUCUCUCCAAGAAGGAGGAGUUUAGAUAGAGUUGUUACCAUU
Molecule: messenger RNA, 2613 nt
Organism: Physeter macrocephalus (sperm whale)
Lineage: Eukaryota; Metazoa; Chordata; Mammalia; Artiodactyla; Physeteridae
Gene: SLCO5A1
Product: solute carrier organic anion transporter family member 5A1
Exons: 8
Coding region: 1-2373 (790 amino acids)
Biological process (GO): transmembrane transport; sodium-independent organic anion transport
Cellular component (GO): plasma membrane
Molecular function (GO): protein binding
Source: RefSeq, a predicted model, not a curated record